Messenger RNA from Myxozyma melibiosi, 1563 nucleotides. Its product is annotated as Gtr1/RagA G protein conserved region-domain-containing protein. Gene Ontology annotation, cellular component: Gtr1-Gtr2 GTPase complex; fungal-type vacuole membrane; nucleus. Gene Ontology annotation, biological process: cellular response to starvation; negative regulation of autophagy. The transcript has 4 exons. Gene Ontology annotation, molecular function: GTP binding; GTPase activity. The record is from RefSeq and is a predicted model, not a curated record. NCBI's taxonomy places the organism in Eukaryota, Fungi, Ascomycota, Lipomycetes, Lipomycetales, Lipomycetaceae. The coding region runs from base 287 to 1312 and encodes 341 amino acids.
GUACGAUAUUAGCGAAGAAGUCGAUGCAUCGGCAGCAGCGAUGACGAUAUAAGUUUGAGAUUUGGAGAAGAAGGAUAGGAUCUGCUUUACUGUUUGUGCUUCUAGACGACAGCCAGAAUCUAGCAGGGACAAGACAGUUAAGAGCAGCUGUUUUUCGAAGCCAGCACAGUUUAGUUCAGAGUAUCGCGCAGAGUCCUCUCCGCUCACCUCAUCGCGCUGCAGCACAUCAACUGCCGCUCAGAAUCCACAACCACAGUCUACUACAUAUUAACAACUAAUUCCUACAAUGGCCGCAACUGCUCGACGGAAGCUCCUUCUGAUGGGACGGAGUGGAUCAGGAAAGUCUUCAAUGCGAAGCAUCAUCUUCAGCAACUACUCUGCAUUCGACACUCGCCGAUUAGGAGCCACCAUCGAUGUCGAGCAUCAGAACCUGCGAUUUCUCGGAAAUCUAACGCUAAACCUGUGGGAUUGUGGAGGACAAGAUGCAUAUAUGGACAACUACUUUUCCUCGCAGCGAGAUAAUAUCUUCCAAAUGGUGGAGGCGCUAAUCUUUGUCUUUGACGUUGAAUCCAAAGAACUCCGAAAAGACAUUGAGACCUUUGUACUCUGCCUUCGAAACCUUUACGAGUUCUCCCCGGGCGCCAGGAUCUUUGCUCUCGUGCACAAGAUGGAUCUUGUUGUGGUCGAGAAGCGACAGGACGUGUACAAAGCACUCAUGCACAGUCUCGAGGAUACCUCGGCCAUGUUCUCGUUCAAAGUCCAGGGGUUCGCGACCACGAUCUGGGACGAGUCGCUGUACAAAGCGUGGUCGAACAUCGUAUGCUCUCUGAUUCCCAACGUCGGGAUAUUCCAAAAACAUCUACAGUCGUUCGCCGACAUCUCUGAAGUCGACGAGGUUAUCUUGUUUGAGAAGACGUCGUUCCUGGUAAUCUCCCAUGUCACUGGAAACCGAUCACCCGGCUUCAAAUCCGACUCGACCCGAUUCGAGAAAAUCAGCAACAUCAUCAAACAAUUCAAGCAAAGCUGCAACAAGCUGCGCUCGCAGUUCCAGUCGCUCUCCCUCAGAGGAAGUGAUUGCUCCGCUUACAUUGACUCCAUGACCGCCAGCACAAUGAUAAUGGUCGUCAUGGCCAACCGAGCUGUGCCGGACGAUGGUACUAAUGGAGAUGACGCGGUAGAUGGCAGCAGCGCUGUGAACUUGUUGGCAGACCAGGAUCCGUUCUCGGGCGAGGCGGAGAAUAAUAUCAUUCUUGCGAAUAUCAAGAUUGCGAGGAAAAUGUUUGAGAAGAUCGAGAACCUGAGCUUGGAGUAGCGAUGACUCUUCUUGACUGUUUUUUCAGAUUUAUAUAAAGAUAUAAUUUUGAUGGUUUGAUGUUGUAACUUAGUCGGGGGUUUGUGACACUUUAUGGAGUUCCAAUUUGCAUUGCAUUCCAGUUUCUGAAUUUCUAAUUUCCAAAAUAAACCUCGUAUAGCAAUCAAUCAUGGUUACGACUACUCGUAUUAUACAACUCCAGCGCAGACAUAAACGGUUUAUAUAUACAUGUUUCCAUCUUCAAUCCCGCC